CCGCGUUCCGGGCCCGACUGCUGAGAGCGAGCCGGCGAUAAGGGGAACCAAAAUCUACUAAGUGUGAUAACAAAGAGGUUCUGGACCAAGUUAAGACUAAGAGAAACUCAUUUCAGAACCUGCCCGGUGAAGCUCAGCCUGUUGGUAGCCCCACCACACUUGCAUUCGUGCCGGCUGAGGAAAGCUCGUCAUGGGGGGGAGGAAGCUGGCGCUGGUGGCUCUCUUCUGCCUUGUUCUGGCAAUGUUGCCUUCUCACACAGUAACCGUAGCGGUCAUGUCGGUGGAUCUGGGCAGUGAGUGGAUGAAAAUAGCGAUAGUGAAACCUGGUGUGCCAAUGGAGAUCGUUCUCAACAAGGAGUCGAGGAGGAAAACACCCACAGUUGUUUGUCUCAAGGAAAAUGAAAGACUUUUGGGAGACAGUGCACUCGGAGUGUCUGUGAAGAACCCCAAAACUGUGUAUAGAUACCUCGAAAGCCUCCUGGGCAAAAAGCAUGAUAACCCCCAGGUGGCGCUCUACCGGAAACGUUUCCCCGAGCACCAGCUGCAGGAGGACGCAGUCAGAGGCACAGUUUACUUCAAAAACUCAGAAGAAAUGCAGUACGCACCGGAGGAGCUCCUCGGGAUGGUGCUCAAUUAUUCCCGUGGGCUGGCUCAGGACUUUGCAGAACAACCAAUCAAAGAUGCAGUGAUCACCGUCCCAGCCUUUUUCAACCAGGCAGAGCGCAGGGCAGUCCUGCAGGCGGCACAGAUGGCGGGUGUAAAGGUUCUUCAGCUUAUCAACGACAACACAGCUGUGGCCUUGAACUACGGGGUCUUCAGGAGGAAAGAUAUCGACAACACAGCCAAGAAUGUGAUGUUUUAUGAUAUGGGCUCAGGCAGCACAACUGCCACCAUCGUCACUUAUCAGACAGUCAAAACCAAGGAGUUUGGCACCCAGCCCCAGUUACAGAUCCGAGGUGUCGGGUUCGACCGCGGGUUGGGCGGCUUUGAGAUGGACCUGCGACUCCGGGACCACCUGGCCAAACUGUUUAACGAGCAAAAGAAGAGCAAGAAAGAUGUGCGAGAGAACCAUCGGGCCAUGGCCAAGCUCCUCAAAGAGGCUCAGAGGCUCAAGACGGUGCUCAGUGCAAACAUGGAGUUCAUGGCUCAGGUGGAAGGUUUGAUGGAUGACAUCGACUUUAAAGCUAAAGUGACUCGGUCUGAGUUUGAAGAACUGUGUGCUGAUCUCUUUGAGAGAGUGCCCGGCCCGGUGCAGGAUGCCCUCGCUACCGCAGAAAUGAAGCUGGAUGAAAUCGAGCAGGUGAUUUUAGUAGGCGGCUCCACUCGUGUCCCCAAGGUUCAGGAAGUUCUGCUCAAAGCUGUGGGGAAAGAGGAGCUGGGGAAGAACAUCAAUGCAGAUGAGGCAGCAGCCAUGGGCGCCGUGUACCAGGCUGCUGCCCUCAGCAAGGCCUUCAAGGUCAAGCCUUUCCUGGUGCGAGACGCAGCUGUCUUCCCCAUUCAGGUGGAGUUCACCCGUGAGACGGAGGAAGAGGGGGUCAAAACCCUAAAACACAACAAGCGCAUCCUCUUUCAGAGGAUGGCGCCCUACCCCCAGCGCAAGGUCAUCACAUUCAACCGCUAUAACGACGACUUUGCUUUCUACAUCAACUACGGUGACCUCAGCUUCCUGAGUCAGGACGACCUCAGUGUGUUUGGCUCUCUGAACCUGACCACAGUCAAACUGUCCGGAGUGGGCGACAGCUUUCAGAAGCACGCAGACGCCGAGUCCAAAGGCAUCAAAGCUCAUUUCAACAUGGAUGAGAGCGGGGUGCUCCUGCUUGAUCGGGUGGAGUCUGUGUUUGAAACUAUUGUGGAGGAGAAAGAAGAGGAAUCAACAUUAACAAAACUGGGUAACACAAUUUCUACGUUGUUUGGAGGAGGAUCAUCAGAACCAGCUCCAAAUGUAACAGAACCUGUCCAGGAGGAAGAGGAAGUGCCUCCAGAGUCAGGAAAGGACGGCAAGGACGAGGAUGGCAAGGACGAGGAAGGCAAGGACGAGGCCAAGAAGGACGAGGCUGCCAAAGAGAAGCAGGACGAUUCAGAGAAAAGUGCAGGUGAAGAGAAAAGUCAGGAGAAGGCGGAGGAGGCAGGCAGCAAGACUGAAGCCAAGGAGGAAAAGGAGGGAGAGAAAUCAGGCACUGAUGCAGAGAAAGAAGUAGAGAAGAAGGCACAACCUCAGAAAAAGAGCAAGAUCUCUGAGGACAUCGCAGUGGAGCUCAUCAUCAACGACAUCCUCGACCCCACUGCAGACGAUGUCACUUCCUCUAAGAAGAAGUUGCAGGAUUUGACAAACAGAGACCUGGCCAAGCAGGAGAGGGAAAAGGCACUUAACAGUCUGGAAGCGUUUAUCUUUGAGACACAGGACAAGCUCUACCAGGAGGACUACCAGCUGGUGGUGUCGGAGGAGGAGAAGGAGCAGAUCUCCACCAAGCUGAGGGAGGCAUCGGAAUGGAUGGAUGAGGAAGGCUACUCGGCCACCACCAAGCAGCUGCAAGAGAAGCUGUCUCAGCUGAAGAGCCUGUGCAAGGACAUGUUUUUCAGAGUGGAGGAGCGACGCAAGUGGCCAGACCGCCUGGCUGCCCUGGAAAGCAUGCUCAACACCUCCAGCUUCUUCCUGAGGAGUGCCAAACUGAUUCCAGAGGACGACCAGAUUUUCACUGAAGUCGAGCUGAAUAUGUUAGAAAAAGUGAUCAACGAAACAACGACCUGGAAGAAUGAGACUGUAGCAGAGCAGGAGAAACGCUCUCCAAAGGAGCGGCCCAUCCUGUUGUCCAAAGACAUCGAGUCCAAGCUGGCCCUGCUGGAUCGAGAGGUGAACUACCUGCUCAACAAGGCCAAGUUUGCUAAGCCCAAAGCUAAAGCCAAAGCCAAGAACAGCACCAGCUCUGAAAAAAACAGCAAGGCCAACAACACGGCCGAGGAGAAAGUCAUCCCUCCUACAGAGGAGAGCACAGACGCAAAGAAAGAAAGCCCAGAGGAAGUGCAGCCAGGUGAAGCCCCGCCCACUGAAGAGAGCACUGUAAAAACAGACUCAGACAGCCAAUCACAACCCUCAGAAGAAACAACAACUACAGGACCAACGGAGAAGGGCCAACCUGAAAACCACAUAGGGGAUGAAUUAUAACAGCUGGAACUGGGAAAAAAAAUCACUAUUUAUUGACAGUGUAUAAAUGUUCAAGUUCCUUCUCGCUCUGUUUUUUUUUUUCUUUAAUUUUUGUCUUUAUGUCCUCGUUUAUUGAACUGCUGGAAGCUGAUUGGAUAAGGACUGGAGACCACUCAUCUUGCCCCCCCCCCCCCCCCACACACACACACACACACACACACCCCUUUGCUUCGCUCUGUGCGCUGUACAUCUCUUCUGUCUUUCAUGGACUCUGUAGGAACGGUCUCUUAAACAUCAUAAAGAAGCAAAGCCCUGGACUGCGUCUGUGCGUUAUCAGUCCAGACAAAAGCCCUCCUCACGUCCAAGAGAUGAUCACAUCCAUGCUGAUAAAGAGGGAGACGUAUGUACCUGUAUGGAUAUCUAGCGAGACAUUUCAUGUCCUGCUCUGUCCUCUGCACUGUAUCCUCACUUAUGCUGUGCUGUUGUGAGGUUUGUCUGAACACCUGCACCUUUACUGACCUGAGUAAGUGCACUACUUUAUGGUGUUGAUCACAGUGGACGGUGAGGGGUGGUUUAGAGUCCUGUAGAGGAUUCUGAAUUGAUGGAUUUUUUUUUUUUUGAUCCAUUCCAGAUUUUAAUUGGCCAUAUACUGUAAAAUUUGUAGGCAUAUACUGUAAAGCAUGACAAAAAGUGGAAGCACUAUAUUUGUAACUAUAUUGGAAGUAUUGUCAGUUGAUUUGAAUGAAGCAUUUCUAAUCUGGUGAAUCAUGACAUUAACUGUAAAUCUGUCAUCAUGAGCAAAACGUUCUCAUUCCCAACCAUAGACUGUAUAUGAAGAUGGACAUGGCUAAAAUAUCCCGGAUAUGGUGGCUACCAUCUUGCACUGGUGACGUCAUUUGGAGCCUGAGUCUGUGAUGUAGCAAUAUCUGUGGUAAGAUAAGAUAAUCCUUUAUUAGUCCCACAGAGGGGAAAUUUGCACCAAAAACACACCAAAGCACACCAAAACACCUAUCCGAUCAAUCAAGAGCAGCCCCACUGAAUGUGAGUGCAUUGAUUGGCUGUCACAGCUGUCAAUCAUGGCAGAAAAAUCCCUUUUUUAUAGAAUUAAAUAACUCAUCAAAACCAAACUUCUCAUUUAAAAAAAAUCACUUGAACAAACAUCAGGAUGAUGAGAACUACCCUUAGUGACAGAAACCAUCUUUGGGAAAAUAUUUGGCGUGCACAUAGAGUUUUUAUUUUGGCCCAUUCAGUAAGAUAACCUAUAAUGCAGCCAACCACAAGGGGGCAAUUGAGAUUGAAAGGCUACACUUUGGGGGAUCUGUCCUGUCCUUCAUCAUUAUAUACAGUCUAUGCACCCAACUCUUCAAAUAUGGCAGCUUGGUCAGUGGCCUGUUCCGAAAAACAGUCUUUGUAUGAUCAUACAAAGACUGUUUUUCGGUAACUGGCAGGAAGGGAUCAUGGAUGGCACAGGUGUGACAUUUCCAUGGCAUGUUAUGGGUGCGGCUCAUCCUGGGGCUUUAAAAAGCAGCUGUUAGCAGCUAAGAACAACAGGCAAUAAAUUCCACUAAUUUGGAAAAUUUUAAGAUUCCAGAGCUCCCGAUCAGCUGGCAUAAAACGGACGAUGCCAUUGUUAUUGCUUAGAAAGGCCUGCCUACGCACAUAUGUCACACAGGCAGAUGCUGUUAAGUUAAAUAUACUCACGCCUCUUAAGGAUUACAUAGGAGUUAGUUGAAAGCGCGGUGUGUCUCAUACAGAAACUGUGAGAAGCCUCAUGCAUCUGUAACAGAAGCCAAAGGGUCAGAGACCGGGCGGCCAUAUUUUGACACCCUAUGAAUGAGAACAGGUUGACAACAUACUGACUGGCCUUUUAGAAGCAAUGACUUAAAGCGGCUGUCGAAUCAGAAAGAGCAGAUUCUACUAACAUGAGAGAACGAUAACUAAUAUUAUACAUGACCAGAAAUGUGCAUUUUACAUAAAGGUUCAGAUAGUGGAAUUACCUGUCUGUAAGCAGGACUAAUUUAUUGUUUACUCAUUAGUACUCAUUUAGUGUUAAGCCACUUACUGCACUUGCAUUUUUCAGUAUGCCUUCCUAAUGGAACAACGUCCAACAUUACACCCCCCCGUAGUUGUUUUCAUUUUAUUGUUCUAAUUAUUGGCUGCAUAGAGUCAUGGUAACCUCCUGACGGUGCGCAUAAGCAGCAUGUUUGGGUCCAUUAUGCAGCAGUUUGUCUUGGCGGUUGACUGCCUUAGUAUGUAAACACUGAACUAGUUCUAAAACGGAGCUGCCAAACAGGGAUCAUUUAACAUUUAAAGAGUGUCUCCAUGUAUCUGCUUGCCAUCUUUUUUCUCACCUUUUUGGAUAAACCAAAAUGACUGAAUACUCACAACUGAUGCCAAUACACCCUUUGAGGAGUGCUUGAAUGUUUCAGUGACGGUGGUCAAACUUCAUGUUUUCAUAGCUGCAUAAGCUGCUAAACGUUGUAGAAGAGGUGGUGUGUUAGUGUUGUCACUGUUCUUUACCUCGACAUGCCCUGUGGUGCAGAUUCUUGCUCAGACAUUUUUCCGUUUGGGGGUGGGUUAGGGGACUUGGAUUAGGACUUUGGGUCUGCUGUAUGUCUCUGUGUAUGCAGCACUCUGGAUUAUUUGAAGGGGGGAUCUGAAAAAGUCAGGAAUGGGAAAUGCAAACAUGUUUUGUUUUAAAACUGUUAAUAAAAGAUCUUUUUUGUUCUUUUUAA
This is a messenger RNA of Plectropomus leopardus (leopard coralgrouper), 5877 nucleotides long. It is a transcript of the gene hyou1, whose product is annotated as hypoxia up-regulated 1. NCBI's taxonomy places the organism in Eukaryota, Metazoa, Chordata, Actinopteri, Perciformes, Serranidae. Gene Ontology annotation, molecular function: ATP-dependent protein folding chaperone; ATP binding. The record is from RefSeq and is a predicted model, not a curated record. Gene Ontology annotation, cellular component: endoplasmic reticulum chaperone complex. Gene Ontology annotation, biological process: negative regulation of hypoxia-induced intrinsic apoptotic signaling pathway; endoplasmic reticulum unfolded protein response.